AGAGAUGUAGCUGCGGAGAGGAUGAAAGAAGGUGACGUGACUGAUCAGAAAUUUCGCAGCCUGAUCGUGCGUGAUUUGAAAGAGAUCGAAAACAAGUUGGAUGCGUUAUCACAAAAGGACCUUAAGGCAGCUGUAGACUUCUUUGAAACAGGACUCGGAUGUCUUUACAGGGUAUUCGAUGCAAUGCACAGUGCUAAUGUUAGUUUGGGAGCAGCGAAGGUAUCUGAAAAAAAUGAAGAAGAGGACUUAAAAGAAAUAACUUUGCCCUCAGACGCUGACCCUGAAAAGACAAUAGUACUUGCAGACGGAAUCAGAAACAUGCAACUAACUGAGUUGGAUGAAACAACGACAAGCCUGCUUUCUGACGCACAAGAGAAAUUCAGAUUAGCUGUUGAAAACGCGACACGCGCCUGCAACAAUGAAUCCCUCAUCACGUUUGACCGAAUCACAGCCAUUCGAUAUCGUGUUAUGGCGGCAAUGUUAAAGUCAGCAGCUGAGACAGUGAGAUCCACUGGCGACUUGAAAAGUACUUUGCAGAAAGCAUUACCAGAGUGCGAACAGUGCCUGAAGAAACUCAAUUCGUUACCAGCUGUUCAGAACAGCUUUAAAUCCGAACUCAGUCAAGGUUUCCUAAACAUCAGAGGUCGAUUUGGUAAAGAUGAACGGAUGCAGAUAAUUUCCACUGUAUGUCAGGUAAAUCGUACCGUCUACGAUGCCAUGCGAACGGCUGGCAAAACUGAGGACGUACAUGUCUUGAAGUGGCCAUAUGUUGACACCGGAGAAGAUCAAGUUGACCCUCUGCGCGAUGUAAGAGUGUUACGAGUGUUGGAGAAAUCAGAGAAAGUUGACAUGGAGCACUACUGCAUAAAUUCGGGGUGGUCGUUUGAU
Messenger RNA from Porites lobata, 888 nucleotides. The record is from the annotation of a GenBank genome assembly. Lineage: Eukaryota; Metazoa; Cnidaria; Anthozoa; Scleractinia; Poritidae.